Paramecium tetraurelia is the source of this 1410-nucleotide messenger RNA. RefSeq lists its product as uncharacterized. Gene Ontology annotation, biological process: protein phosphorylation; mitotic DNA damage checkpoint signaling. NCBI's taxonomy places the organism in Eukaryota, Ciliophora, Oligohymenophorea, Peniculida, Parameciidae. Gene Ontology annotation, molecular function: protein serine/threonine kinase activity; ATP binding. The transcript is spliced from 4 exons. Gene Ontology annotation, cellular component: cytoplasm; nucleus. The record is from RefSeq and is a predicted model, not a curated record.
AUGGAAAUUGAGUAAGUGAUUUUUUCUUGUGAAGUGAUAAGAAGACAUCUAAUAGUGAAUAAACAUUAUUGUCUACAGUUAUUAAACAACAGAAUAUUGAUUAGAGAGAAUUUAGAACAUCCUGCUAAGUAUUAGAUUGAAUUAAAUCUAAAGGGAUAAAUAAGUUGGAAAUUAGCUGAUGAUCAUAAGAUUAAAGAAUUUGGUGUCAAAUACAACAAUAAGCUCAAAUGGUUUACUGGAAUAUCUGAAUAGUUACAUUAACUCAAGCAUCUUAUUUCAAAUAAAAUAUUCAUGACUGGAAUUUCAAUUUUUUAUUCGUCACAUGAAUUACUUGGAACUGGAGCAUCUUGUAAAGUGAUUUUGAUUAAAGAUUAUGCCACUCAUUUAUGUUAUGCAGCUAAAUGUGUUAGUAAGGAUUACAUAAGAAAAAAGAAAACAUCUGAUAGAUUUGAUAGGUUAGUGAAUGAAAUUGAAAUAUUAAGAACCUUAAAAUCACAUCCUAAUUUAAUCAAAUUGCAAGAGUUAUACGAAGGGGAAAAUAGUUACUAUUUAAUAUUUGAUUAUUUGGAAGGAGAGACUCUCCACAAAUAUGUCAAGAAUAAUGGUCAUCUCAUGACAGAACCUACUGUAAGGAGUAUCCUUUAAUAACUAUUGUUAGGAAUCAAAAUGUGCCAUCAAUAAAAUAUAAUACAUAGAGACAUGAAAUUAGAAAACGUGGUACUUACAAAAACGAAUAAACCAGAAAACAUUAAGAUUAUUGACUUUGGAUUGGCUAUUUUUAAUACUCAGAAUCAUCCUUUUUCCAUCUGUGGAACUCCUGGUUAUAUUGCACCUGAAAUUUUAAAUUAUGAAGAUAACAAAUAUAAGUCAGAGUAAUUUAUUUACACUCCUUAGAUUGAUAUGUUUGGAAUUGGAGCCAUGCUAUAUAGAAUAAUGACAAGAGAACCUUUAUUCAAUGCCGAUAAAACUAAAGAACUUCUACAUAAGAAUUAAAAAUGUCUAUUUAUAAAAAGAACCAUUUCUCAAUAUUCUUAUAUUCUGAAUUAAAUUCUUUUUGGAUUGCUGGAGUUUAAUCCAAAAAAAAGAUUCUCUGCUGAUCAAGCCUUGGAAUUACUUUAAUCUCAAUAAAUCAAUUAAAUAACUUUGAAACAUGAAUCUAACAGAAACAUUAAUUUAUCGCAAGAAUUUCAAAUACCUACAGACUUGGAUGUUAUUUAAAUUCCUUAUUUAUUUCCGAAUAGGAAAAUCAAAAAGGAAAUGGGUUUUUAUCAUUCAUAUCAUAUCAACGAAGAUAUAAUAUAAGGAUUUAGGAAAUCUUAUCUACCUUCUUUUAGUAUAAGACAGAGUCUGGAUGUUGAUCAUGAUAGUUUAAAAGAGGAAACUGACAGAGAUUAAGUUUUAGAACUAUGA